Messenger RNA from Effrenium voratum, 249 nucleotides. The record is from the annotation of a GenBank genome assembly. Lineage: Eukaryota; Dinophyceae; Suessiales; Symbiodiniaceae.
AUGGAUGAGUACGACCUGCAAAACGUGUCGGGCCUGCUCGCCUUCCUGCGCGAUGCCAACGUCCGCCUGGUGCGUCCUCAAUUCCUCCGGGAGUUGCACCAAGCCGGGCGCGCCUGGCCCCGGCGCCAAGAGGCGGAGAUGGCGCGGACGGUCAGCGGAGAGACAGCGCUGCUGAGCCACGACGAGUUGGAGCAGAAGGCCUCGCAAGGCUGGCAGGCCUUCAGCAUCCUGUCCUUCUCGCACUGCUAG